AUUACAAGAUUGAUAAAGAAUCGUCUAAACGUUAUUUAAAGAGUAGUCUGACUACAUUAUCUAAAAUGAGUAACCUAAACUACGUUACUAACUAGAGUUUUAAUCAUGCAAUUUGUAAUCAGUUACAGACUACAAUUUGUUAGUUAUCUACCCAGCGCUGCCUAUCAUUGGAUGGUGGCAGGUCAUGUGACUCAUCAGUAUCAGCUCCUGCCAGCCAGCUGUAGACUGAACCCAUGUUCUUUUUAGAAAACAGAUUUAACAGUGUGAUCAUGAAGAAACUGUAAAUCAGUCAUGCAGUUAGAGUGUAGUAAUUAGGAUGCAACAUUACUGCAGUUGUUAAUUUUGUUGUUCUGCUUUGCUGUUACUUUCUUUGUGUGUUUGUCUGAGACUGACAGCUAUUAGACAUGUCAUAAUCUACAGACUCACAGACACGCCUGUUUUACACACGUGACUCACACAGAACCAGGAAACAGGAAUUACAUGAUUUCAGGAAAAUAGAAACUGAAGCGCAGCUGAGCUGUCGUGUGUUUGUGUCUCUGUAUUUAAGCAGUAAAAUGGCAGAAGCCAGAUUUUCUCAGGAUGAGUUCAUGUGCGCAGUGUGUCUGGAUCUCCUGAAGGAUCCAGUGACCAUCCAAUGUGGACACAGUUACUGUAAGAGCUGUAUUACAGACUGCUGGGAUCAGGAGGAUCAGAAGAGAGUCUACAGCUGUCCUCAGUGCAGACAGACCUUCAGUCCAAGACCUGCUUUAUCUAGAAACACCAUGCUGGCUGAACUGGUGGAGAAACUGAAGAAGACCAGACUCUCUGCUGACUGUUACGCUGGAGCUGGAGAUGUGCAGUGUGACGUCUGUACUGGAAGAAAAUACAGAGCCGUCAAGUCCUGUCUGAUGUGUCUGAACUCUUACUGUCAGAAUCACCUCGAGCAACAUGAGAGUUUCUUUAGAGGAAAGAGACACAAUUUGACCGAAGCCACUGGACGACUGCAGGAGAUGAUCUGCCAGAAACAUGAGAAGCUUCUUGAGGUUUUCUGUCGCACUGAUCAGAAGUGUAUUUGUGUGCUGUGUAUGGAUGAACACAAAAACCAUGACACUGUAUCAGCUGCAGCACAGAGGACAGAGAAUCAGAAGCAGCUGAAGAAGACGCAGAAGACGCUCCAGCAGAGAAUCCAGCAGAGAGAGAAAGAUCUCCAGCAGCUGAGAGAGACUGUGGAGUCUCAUAAGCGCUCUGCACAGACAGCAGUGGAGGACAGUGAGAGGAUCUUUACUGAGCUCAUCCGCUCCAUUGAGAGAAGCCGCUCUGAGCUGAUACGACUGAUCCGAGAUCAGGAAAAGACUGCAGUGAGUCGAGCUGAAGAACAACUGGAGAAACUGGAGCAGGAGAUCAAUGAUCUGAGGAGGAGAGACGCUGAGCUGGAGCAGCUUUCACACACACAGGAUCACAUCCAGUUCCUGCAGAGUUUCCAGUCUCUCUCAGCUCCUCCUGAAUCUACAGAUGUAAAUGAUGAUCUCUUCAGUUCUCUCUUCUCUUCUGAUGCUCUGAGAGAAUCUGUCCAUCAGCUGAGAGACAAACUGGAGGAUUUCUGCAGAGAGGAGCUCAAGGAGAUCUCAGACAGAGUCACAUUCACCAACAUUGUUCCCAGAACCAGGAAGGACUUCCUGAAAUAUUCCCAUCAGCUCACUCUGGAUCUGAACACAGUGAAUAAACACGUCCGUCUGUCUGAGAACAACAGAGUGAUUACUUACACUGGCACAGUCCAGUCUUAUCCGGAUCAUCCAGAAGGAUUUGAUGUUUAUCAGCAAGUGUUGUGUAGAGAGAGAGUGUGUGGACGCUGUUACUGGGAGAUUGAGUGGAGAGGAGGUGUGCGUAUAUCAGUGUCAUAUAAGAGCCUCAGCAGGAAGGGAUGGGGUUCUGAGUGUUUAUUUGGAUAUAAUGAUCAGUCCUGGAGUUUGUACUGUUCUCCCUUCAGUUACUCUUUCACUCACAAUAACAUACACACUGUUCUCCCUGUAAAGCCCAUCAGCAGGAGAAUAGGAGUGUUUGUGGAUCACAGAGCAGGAACUCUGUCCUUCUACAGCGUCUCUGACACAAUGAGCCUCAUCCACACACUCCAGACCACAUUCACUCAGCCGCUCUAUCCUGGGUUUUAUGUUUGGUCUGGAUCAGUGAAACUACAGGGGAACUGGAGAUUCUUGACGGGGAUGCACAGUCCAGGAAGAGGCAGCUUCUCAGAUGAUCCAGGGUGCGAUGGUGAGCUGGCAGCAGGAGAGUGUGACACAGGAACUGUGGGGGAAAGAGCCGUGAAGACAAGGGAACUGGGAACUGGGAUGCACAGUCCGGGAAGAGGCAGGUUCUCAGAUGAUCCAGGGUGCGAUGGUGAGCUGGCAGCAGGAGAGUGUGACACAGGAACUGUGGGGGAAAGAGCCGUGAAGGAAUCACAUGAUUUCAGGGGAAUAGAAACUGAAGCGCAGUUGAGCUGUCUUGUGUUUGUGUCUCUGUAUUUAAGCAGUAAAAUGGCAGAAGCCAGAUUUUCUCAGGAUGAGCUUUCGUGUCCAGUGUGUCUGGAUCUCCUGAAGGAUCCAGUGACCAUCCAGUGUGGACACAGUUACUGUAAGAUCUGUAUUACAGACCGCUGGAAUACGGAGGAACAGAAGAGUGUCUACAGCUGUCCUCAGUGCAGACAGACCUUCAGUCCAAGACCUGCUUUAGCUAGAAACACCAUGCUGGCUGAACUGGUGGAGAAACUGAAGAAGACCAGACUCUCUGCUGACUGUUACGCUGGAGCUGGAGAUGUGCAGUGUGACGUCUGUACUGGAAGAAAAUACAAAGCCGUCAAGUCCUGUCUGAUGUGUCUGAACUCUUACUGUCAGAAUCACCUCGAGCAACAUGAGAGUUUGUUUAAAGGAAAGAGACACAAUCUGACUGAAGCCACUGGACGACUGCAGGAGAUGAUCUGCCAGAAACAUGAGAAGAUCCUCGAGCUGAAGGACACUCAGAAGACGCUCCAUCAGAGAAUCCAGCAGAGAGAGAAAGAUCUCCAGCAGCUGAGAGAGACUGUGGAGUCUCAUAAGCGCUCUGCACAGACAGCAGUGGAGGACAGUGAGAGGAUCUUUACUGAGCUCAUCCGCUCCAUUGAGAGAAGCCGCUCUGAGCUGAUACGACUGAUCAGAGAUCAGGAAAAGACUGCAGUGAGUCGAGCUGAAGAACGACUGGAGCGACUGGAGCAGGAGAUCAAUGAUCUGAGGAGGAGAGACGCUGAGCUGGAGCAGCUUUCACACACACAGGAUCACAUCCAGUUCCUGCAGAGUUUCCAGUCUCUCUCAGCUCCUCCUGAAUCUACAGACAUAAAUUAUGAUCUCUUCAUUUCUCCCGUCCCUUUUAAUGACCUGAGAGAAUCUGUCCAUCAGCUGAGAGACAAACUGGAGGAUUUCUGCAAAGAGGAGCUGAAGAAGAUCUCAGACAGAGUCACAUUCACCAACAUUGUUCCCAGAACCAGGAAGGACUUCCUGAAAUAUUCCCAUCAGCUCACUCUGGAUCUGAACACAGUGAAUAAACACCUCCGUCUGUCUGAGAACAACAGAGUGAUUGCUGGCACUAACACAGUCCAGUCUUAUCCUGAUCAUACAGACAGAUUUGAUGAAGCAUGGCAGGUGUUGUGUAGAGAGAGAGUGUGUGGACGCUGUUACUGGGAGCUGGAGUGGAGUGGGGGACAAGUGUGUAUAUCAGUGUCAUAUAAGAGCAUCAGCAGGAAUGGAGACGAUCAUCAGAGUUGGUUUGGAUUUAAUGAUCAGUCCUGGGGUUUGCACUGCUAUUCCUCCAAUUACAUAUACAGACACAAUAACAUACACGCUGAUCUCCCUGUAAAGUCCAUCAGCAGUAGAAUAGGAGUGUUUGUGGAUCACAGUGCAGGAACUCUGUCCUUCUUCAGCGUCUCUGACACAAUGAGCCUCAUCCACACAGUCCAGACCACAUUCACUCAGCCGCUCUAUCCUGGGUUUUGGGUUGAUGCUGGAUCAUCAGUGAAACUGUGUUGUUGCAUGAUAAUGGACUACUUGUAAAACUGCUUCUGUGUUCUACUUAUUACAGCUCAGGAGUUUCCGGUCAGCAUUUAGCUCACCUACAUACAACCGAUUUUUAUGAGAAUGCAGAUUAUUUCUAUUUUUAAACGUUCUCUGCCUUAACACACAUUAUAUUCUAACUGCUGAAAUGUUCCUAUUAAUAUUUCCCUUCCAAUUGUGCAUUCUGAAUAAUAAAUAUUGCCACGUUCAAA
This is a messenger RNA of Carassius auratus (goldfish), 4267 nucleotides long. RefSeq lists its product as uncharacterized. The record is from RefSeq and is a predicted model, not a curated record. Gene Ontology annotation, molecular function: protein binding; zinc ion binding. The coding region runs from base 555 to 4055 and encodes 1166 amino acids. The transcript has 14 exons. Lineage: Eukaryota; Metazoa; Chordata; Actinopteri; Cypriniformes; Cyprinidae.